Pistacia vera is the source of this 1312-nucleotide messenger RNA. RefSeq names its product non-functional NADPH-dependent codeinone reductase 2-like. Gene Ontology annotation, cellular component: cytosol. The coding region runs from base 98 to 1057 and encodes 319 amino acids. The record is from RefSeq and is a predicted model, not a curated record. The transcript is spliced from 5 exons. Lineage: Eukaryota; Viridiplantae; Streptophyta; Magnoliopsida; Sapindales; Anacardiaceae. Gene Ontology annotation, molecular function: aldose reductase (NADPH) activity.
CUACCUUAUUGCAACCGUUGGAUUAACAUCAACUCUUCAAAGCUUGAUCCAAAGUCUAUAUCAAAAGAGUAAACGGGGUUGAGUUCUCUUGGAGAAAAUGGUGAGCAUUCCAGUGGCAAUCUUACCCUCAAAUGGCAAAACCAUUCCUCUGGUAGGCUUUGGCACAGCCGAAUUCCCUUUCAACUCAACUGGAGCUACAAAAGGUUCUGUUCUCCAAGCAAUUCAACUGGGCUACAGACACUUCGAUACUGCUUCAAUGUACCAGAAUGAACAAUAUCUCGGCGAAGCAAUAGCGGAAGCUUUACAUCUCGGCCUCAUCAAAUCUCGCGAUGAGCUUUUCAUCACUUCAAAGCUUUGGACUAGCGAUUCACACCGUGAGCUUGUCCUCCCUGCCCUGCAAAACUCUCUCAAGAAUCUUAGGUUGGAUUACCUUGAUCUUUAUCAAAUUCAUUUUCCGGGAAGCUUGAAACCAGGGUCGGGGUUUGCGAUUAAUGAAGAAAAUAUCGUUGCAAUUGAUUUAGAAUCUGUUUGGGAGGCCAUGGAGGAAUGUCAAAAGCUUGGUCUUACGAAAUCCAUAGGAGUCAGCAACUUUUCCUGCAAGAAGCUUGAGAAAUUACUUGCCUCUGCAAAAAUCCCUCCGGCUGUCAAUCAAGUGGAGAUCAACCCAGUUUGGCAACAGAAGAAGCUGAGACAGUUCUGUGAGGAAAAGGGCAUCCAUCUAACAGCUUACUCGCCGUUGGGAGCCAAAGGAGUAGUUUGGGGAACUAACAGAGUCAUGGAUUCUCAAGUGCUGAAAGAGAUUGCAAUUGCUAAAGGAAAGACAGUUGCUCAGAUUUCUCUCAGGUGGGUUUAUGAGCAAGGAGUAAGUUUAGUUGUGAAGAGCUUUGACAGAGAAAGAAUGAAAGAAAACCUUGAGAUAUUUGACUGGCAGUUAAGUGCAGAAGAACUUCAGAAAAUAGAACAAAUUCCACAGAUGAGAGGGAACAUCAUUCAGUCAUUUGUGUCAGAGAAGGGUCCUUACAAGUCCAUUGAAGAGAUCUGGGCUGGAGAAAUUUAAGGUAUUAGAGGAUGAUGAGUCAACUGUCACACAAAAAGAGCAAAACCGAGAAAGCAACACCACUACAUGCCCAACAAACUCUCAACAAAUUUGAUCAUAACAAUCUAAGCUGUACAUACACGCCCAACAAAUUCUCAACUGAUUUGAUCAUGAGCUGUACAUAUGCUUGAGGGCAAUAUUGUAUAUUCUUUUUGUUUUCUCUUGUAAAGGUCAUUUUAUUUCACUUGUAUAAAUAGGCUACUGUACAGACUUCUA